AUGGCUGGUUCCAAGUUCGCGCUUGCUGCCUCGACGCUGUUGGUCGCUUCGGCCGCUGUCGCCUCGGCUCAGGAAUGCUCGGCCGACGUGAGCGAAUCCUUCAUCGCCACCGUCGACAACAGCACCUACUUCAACACGUGCGCCGAGGGCACGACCUUCAACGUCUCGUCGGUCUUCGACGUUCUCAACUUCACGGAUUCGGAGUUCCUGGCCUUCUGCAACUCGUCCACGUGCCUCGAGCCGCUUCACGAGCUCAUGGACUCGGUCGACUGUCUCAUCACGUACCAAGGCUCGGCGCGCAACCUGUCGGAGGAGGUCGACGAGCUGCACGACCAGUGCCACGAGGUCCUUGAGGAGGCGGAGGGCGGCCACGCCCAUCACAGCAUGGCCAUGUCGAUGAGCGGCAUGGACAUGGGAGGACACUCCCACACCCACAGCUCAGGCUCGACUGCGUCAGGCUCGAGCGGUGCGUCUUCCGCCGUGUUGGCCGCAGGGUCGGUCGUCUCGGCCGCCAUCGCCGCUGUCCUUCUGGCUUAGAUUGGUAUUUGAGGAGAUGGCGGUGCUCGAAGCGAAAUACGCGCGGGUUUCCAUUAGAUAUUAGUCAAUGAAGAACAGUUUGCAAGUCU
Messenger RNA from Phytophthora sojae, 626 nucleotides. RefSeq names its product elicitin (gene SOL11B). Bases 1 to 537 code for a protein of 178 amino acids. Lineage: Eukaryota; Oomycota; Peronosporomycetes; Peronosporales; Peronosporaceae. The record is from RefSeq and is a predicted model, not a curated record. The transcript has a single exon. Gene Ontology annotation, cellular component: extracellular region.